This is a messenger RNA of Rhea pennata, 1680 nucleotides long. RefSeq names its product O-6-methylguanine-DNA methyltransferase (gene MGMT). The record is from RefSeq and is a predicted model, not a curated record. Lineage: Eukaryota; Metazoa; Chordata; Aves; Rheiformes; Rheidae. The coding region runs from base 139 to 735 and encodes 198 amino acids. Gene Ontology annotation, molecular function: methylated-DNA-[protein]-cysteine S-methyltransferase activity. Gene Ontology annotation, cellular component: nucleus. Gene Ontology annotation, biological process: DNA repair. The transcript has 7 exons.
GUUAGGGUGGAACCGCCGUUUUCCACUCCUGUCCCCGCCGAGGUCUCGCUCCGUCUGCUAGAUAAACCUACUGCUGAGUUGUAUCUUACUUUUUGUGAAAUCGAGUUCUUCAUAAAUGGCAAAGAUCUGUCAUCUACCAUGGAAUCAAGGCUUGUUCCAAAAGUCACUUCUGAAAAUGGCGAAUCCCAGUGCAAGGUGGUAUGUGCUGUUCUGCAUAGCCCUGUGGGAAAAAUUGAAAUCUCUGGGUGUGAAACAGGCUUACAUGAGAUAAAGCUUCCAAAAAUGAAUGUCCUACCAAAUAGCGCCGGCGAGACCCGGGCGACGUGCGAGGUCGACGCCGGCCCCGCGCCGCUGCCGCCGCCGCUGCAGCAGUGCGCCGCUUGGCUGCGCGCCUACUUCUGCGAGCCGGCGCUGACGCUGGCGCUGCCCCUGCCCGCCUUCCACCACCGGCUCCUGCAGCGAGCUUCGUUCACCAGACAGGUUUUGCAGACCCUGAUGCGGGACGUGAAGUUCGGCGAGGCCGUUUCCUACAAGCAGCUAGCAGCGCUAGCAGGCAACGGCAGGGCGGCGAGAGCGGUGGGAGGCGCGAUGCGAAGCAAUCCCAUCCCGAUCAUAAUUCCGUGCCACCGCGUGAUCCGCAGCAGCGGAGAGGCCGGCAGCUACGGCGGAGGGAACCUCCUGAAGGAGUGGCUGCUGUCGCACGAGAAGCGGCACAAGGAAGAGCUGGCGCGCUGACGCCGAGGAGCCUCGCGCGCCGGGCACGCAGCGCCCAGACCCUGCCUGGCGGCCAGCUUCCCGGCGGAGGAGCGGCGAACGUCUGAGCGACCUGUAAAUAUAAUGCAGCACCCGAAGUGAAAUGCGUGGUGGCACCGCUGCAUUAGGAAAGCUGGACGUGCCCUAAGGGAUGCCGCUCGGGUGCCCUUUCUUGUUCCUGCCUUUUGCAGCAGAAUGACUGCCGCGGGCUGGGCCGUUGCGCGCGUAUUUCGUUCCUGUCUCCGGCGCUGUUUUGUUCUAUUUUUAAUGUCCAUUAAAGCAAGGAUAAGGGGGUGGGAGGGACGUGGCAGCCGCGAGGUGCGACUGUCCCUCCGAGGGACGCGCACGCGCUCGUUCGUGGGACGCGCCGAGCGCCAGUCCCAGGGAAACAGCCUUUGAAUUGCUCGCUCACCGCAUUUUUUCACCCAAGAUACCGACAGAAACGUGGCCUUUACGAGCAGCGCGGAAAGGCAGCUCGGGAAGGAGGUGCUGGCAAACCAUAGCAAAAGCAGGGAGGUUGCCCAAACUUGCACAGAAUAUUGCGAAAUAGCAUCUUAGUUGUGUCUUUUUGUCAGCAAUGCUUCUAUCGCUCGGUUUGCUUCACGUUUUUGCAUUUCCCUGUUCUAGGAAGGUUUAUUUCCCGUAGAAAGGAUUCCGCUAUUCGAGAGGUGUCAGAGCUAAAUCUCCUGGUUGUUCAAAAAGGGCUCUCUGGAAAGACAAACCAGCAGGAGCUGAAAUCUUCAGUACGGGAAUCGUAAAUUCUAACGUGGAAAUACUGAUUUUUAUGUGGUUUGUCGGGUUUUCAUAGAUGUCUCUUUAGAAAGGCCAUUGCUAACCAAGAAACGACUCUGUUCCGGUGUGUUAGUUAAUGUAGCAGUAUUGGUAUCUUGGAAUUACUUCAGUAAAAGAACUGCUUUGCAUGUGCAA